Lotus japonicus is the source of this 1716-nucleotide messenger RNA. RefSeq names its product F-box only protein 6. The record is from RefSeq and is a predicted model, not a curated record. The transcript has 2 exons. Bases 153 to 1514 code for a protein of 453 amino acids. Lineage: Eukaryota; Viridiplantae; Streptophyta; Magnoliopsida; Fabales; Fabaceae. Gene Ontology annotation, molecular function: protein binding.
GAAGGAAAACACAGAGAGAGAGAGAGAGAAGAGUGCGUGGUGAGUUAGAGAGAGAAACAAAACAAAACAAAACAAAACAAAACAAAACAAACAGUAAAGAGUGCGUGAAUUAGAGAGAGAAAGAAACUGUGUGAGUGUGUUGGGUUUGGGGCAUGGAAGAAGGGGUUGCCAUGCUUCGGCACCUCAUCGGACAGUUGAAGCAUCUCUCGGAGUCGGACCCCUCACAAUCUCCUUCAUUCAUCCUUCUGCAACAUCACACUAAUCCUCAACCGCCACCCAGAUGGUCCUUCUUUGACAUUGAUGAUAACUCCGUAGAUGACUUCUGUGACCUUGUAAUGACAGCUGGAAAGUCUGCAAGUUUCAGUACAAUGGACCUUGUAAAGCAUCCGUCUACUAAGAAGUGUCGAAGAGAUAGGAGCAAGGAAAAGUCAUCUAAAAGAUCCUCUGUGACUGAAGCUAUGGAAGAACAAAUUUGGAAAGAUUUUCCUGAAGAUCUAUUUGAAGCUGUGAUUGCGCGACUUCCCAUUGCCACAUUCUUCCGCUUCCGCUCUGUAUGCCGAAGAUGGAAUUCCUUGCUGGCCUCUGAAAGUUUUUCUCAGCACUGUGCUCAAGUUCCACAAGCAAAUCCAUGGUUUUACACCAUAACUCAUGAACACGCAAACUCGGGAGCCAUGUAUGACCCUUCUGUGAAAAAAUGGUAUCAUCUGACUAUAUCAACACUGCCCACAAAGUUGAUUGUUUUACCAAUGGCUUCUGCCGGGGGUCUAGUUUGCUUUCUUGACAUUGGUCAUCGAAACUUCUAUGUUUGUAAUCCACUGACUCAAUCCUUCAAGGAGUUGCCGGCCCGGUCGGUUAAGGUCUGGUCUCGCAUCGGUGUAGGGAUGACAAUAAAUGGGAACUCCUACAAGAUACUGUGGGUCACUUGUGAUGGAGAGUAUGAAAUUUAUGACUCAGUGGGAAAAUCUUGGAGCCGUCAAGGAAACAUGCCUGCAGGUAUUAAACUUCCGUUAUCACUCAAUUUCAGGUCACAGGCUGUUUCUAUUGACAACAAGGUCUACUUCAUGCAUUCAGAUCCAGAAGGGAUUGUUUCCUAUGAUAUGGAAACCGGGGUUUGGACACAGUACAUGAUCCCGGGGCCGCUGCACCUGACGGACCACGCGCUGGCCGAGUGCGGUGGCCGGAUCAUGCUUGUGGGGCUACUCUCGAAGAAUGCCGCCACUUGUGUGUGCAUAUGGGAGCUGCAGAAGAUGAUGUUGUUGUGGAAGGAGGUUGACAGAAUGCCAAAUGAAUGGUGCUUGGAUUUCUACGGGAAGCACGUUCGGAUGACUUGCUUGGGGAACAAAGGCUUGCUUAUGUUGUCCUUGAGGUCAAGACAGAUGAAUCGGUUAGUUACUUAUAACAUCGCGAGUAGGGAAUGGUUGAAGGUUCCUGCGUGCGUGGUGCCACAUGGAAGAAAACGGCAAUGGAUAGCGUAUGGUACUGCAUUUCAUCCAUGCCUUGCUGCUGUGGCUUGAUUUAGCUUGUAUGGUACAACAAUGGUUCAGGAACAUUUCCCUUCAAUCAUUAGUUCCUUUGCUAUUUUCUUUGCUGGCCUUUGAUGUUGAUGUAGUAAUGAUAAUGUUCUUUUCUGGUUAACAAAUCAGAUGGAAAAUGAUAUGGGUUUGUAAACUUGACGUUUCUUCAAUACUUAAUGCUCUCAGGCAUUCAGUUUGAUUA